Carica papaya (papaya) is the source of this 1183-nucleotide messenger RNA. Its product is annotated as Tetratricopeptide repeat (TPR)-like superfamily protein. The record is from RefSeq and is a predicted model, not a curated record. Lineage: Eukaryota; Viridiplantae; Streptophyta; Magnoliopsida; Brassicales; Caricaceae.
CGUUGCUCGAUGUACAACUGACACGUGUUUGAUCAACGUGGCACAACGUGAUGGCCAUAAGGUAGAUUCCCACGGGUUGCCUACAGGCUCGGACCAGAACCCUCUCUCCACUCGAGUUUGGGAGCUGCGGUUCGGCUCUUCCAUGGCUACGGCUCAUCUUGCGAGAAAAUCUCCCUCUUCAUCGUCGUUCUUGGCUCUCGGGUCGGUGAUUCAGAGAUCAAAGACCGACAUAUCGUCUCCGGUGGCGGGCCAUGGCGCGUCCAAACCUAGGUGGGCUUCGUCUUCUUCUUCUUCUUCUUCUUCUUCUUCUUCUUCAUCAUCAUCAUCAUCGGUAUCAUCUUUGAAGCACGAGAAGAAGAUGACUGAGCGUCUGUCUGCUGUGAUAGAUGCCGUCAAUGACCGGAAGCUGCCUCCCGAGCUCCGUGGUCAACGCAACAACGUCAGGUCAGAAACUGAUAUUAUCAGCGUUGUUGAACAAAGAAUAUGGCACUCCAUGGAGGAAGGACAGUUUGAGAACCUACCAGGAAAGGGCAAACCAUUGAACCUCGGAACUAAUCCUCAUGUAGACCCAGCGGAGGACACAUUGUACAGAAUUCUUUCCAAGAAUGGAUGUGCACCAGAGUGGGUUGAGUUGAACAAGGAGAUCAGGAACAAAGCUUCUGAAUGGCGGAAGGCUCUAAAGACAGCAUGGUUGAGUAAGCGCAGUGGAGAUCAAUCCAAGUGGGAUGAAAGUUUGAAUGCAUUAAAAUCUCAGUUGCAUGAUAUCAAUGACAAGGUUUUUCGGUACAAUCUGAUUGUUCCUUUGGGCAGGCAGAUGUUUGGAUUAAAAUGGGAAAAAGAAUUAAGGCGAAUAGAAGAGGAUGAGAAAAAGCUACAUGGAUCAGAACAAUGAGUUAUGUUCUUGUUAUAUGUUUACACCAUAGAUAUUUUGUAAAAUGUAGAUGAUCGGUCACUUUUUCUUUUGGUUCUUGAGCAAGAUCUAUAUCAUAUACACACACACACACACACAUAUAUAUAAAUAUGGGUCAUAUUCAUCAAAGAAAAAAAUGUCCAAUAUCGAGUUCAAAUAGAUGGCUUUAACUUGUAAUCUUGUCGGGAUGUAUUAGGUUCUAAAGCAUUUCUUUUGAAAAUCAAGAGCAGGAUUAUGUAUUUCUUUAUUAUUAAGAAGAGAGCUUUGAAGGCA